Molecule: messenger RNA, 816 nt
Organism: Antechinus flavipes (yellow-footed antechinus)
Lineage: Eukaryota; Metazoa; Chordata; Mammalia; Dasyuromorphia; Dasyuridae
Product: vomeronasal type-2 receptor 116-like
Exons: 1
Coding region: 1-816 (271 amino acids)
Biological process (GO): G protein-coupled receptor signaling pathway
Cellular component (GO): membrane
Molecular function (GO): G protein-coupled receptor activity
Source: RefSeq, a predicted model, not a curated record
AUGACUCUGGCCUGUGCAGCCGGCUCCUUCUCCCUCCUUACUGUGAUGGUCCUGGGAGUCUUUGUGAAGCACAGAGACACCCCCAUAGUCAAAGCCAAUAACCGCAGUCUCAGCUACACUCUGCUGGUCUCCCUCAGCCUCUGCUUCCUCUGCUCCUUGCUCUUCAUUGGCCAUCCUACCACUGCCACCUGCCUGCUGCGCCAAAUCACAUUCGCAGUUGUCUUCACAGUGGCCAUUUCCUCCAUUUUAGCUAAAACCAUCACUGUGGUUCUGGCCUUCAGGGCCACCAAACCAGGGAGCAGGCUCCGGAGCUGGCUGGGAUCCACAGCAUCUUACUCUCUCAUUUUCACCUGCACCCUCAUCCAAAUGUGUCUCUGUGGCAUCUGGCUUGGGACAUCCCCCCCCUUCCUGGAGAUGGACAUCCAUUCUGAGCCUGGCUCCAUUAUCAUCCAGUGCAAUGAGGGCUCCCUCCUCAUCUUCUACUGUGUCCUGGGCUACAUGGCCGUGCUGGCCUUAGCGAGCUUCACUGUGGCUUUCCUGGCCAGGAACCUGCCGGACACUUUCAACGAAGCCAAGUUCCUGACCUUCAGCAUGCUUGUGUUCUGCAGCGUCUGGAUCUCCUUCCUGCCCUCGUACCAGAGCUCCAAGGGCAAGGCCAUUGUAGCCUUGGAGGUCUUUGCCAUCUUGACAUCCAGUGCCGGGAUUCUCACUUGCAUCUUUGCUCCCAAGUGCUUUGUGGUCCUUCUAAGAUCAGAACAAAAUACUCUGGGGAAACUUAAAAAGAAAGCAACUCCCUCAGAAGCCAAGGUCUUCUAA